Molecule: messenger RNA, 2698 nt
Organism: Dermacentor andersoni
Lineage: Eukaryota; Metazoa; Arthropoda; Arachnida; Ixodida; Ixodidae
Product: inactive peptidyl-prolyl cis-trans isomerase FKBP6-like
Biological process (GO): piRNA processing; spermatogenesis
Cellular component (GO): cytoplasm
Molecular function (GO): Hsp90 protein binding; peptidyl-prolyl cis-trans isomerase activity
Source: RefSeq, a predicted model, not a curated record
UGCCAGUGCCUCCUCUAUCGUGUACCUCUCACUUUCCUCCUCGCUCGCGAAAAGAACCGACAGACAACGAAUGCGAAGGACGAGACUUACGUCCUUACUGCUUCAAAAGAAGUGCUUUUACAGUAGCUGCGAGUGGUGGAGGUGCUUAAUCAAUGGAACAGUUGACAGAAGACGGCGGGGUGCUGAAGGAGGUGGUUCAACCUGGUGUGGGCCUACUGAUCCCUGAAAAUUGCACCAUCAUCUUCCACUACAAUGCCUAUGUAAGUGACAAUGAGAGUGAGCCCUUCGACUCUUCCUGGCUGCGGAACCAGCCUCAGAGAUGCAGUCUCGAAGAGCUGAUGGUCCCUGGUUUGGCAGUGGCAGUACGAAGUAUGCGUCGAGGUGAACAGUGCCGUGUAGUCAUCUCACCUAAAUAUGGGUUUGGUGAUCUGGGUUGCCGACCUCGCAUCCCGCCACAUGCCACUCUGCUCUAUGAGUUGACGCUGCUUAAUUUCAUAGAGAUCGAGUCUGAUGGCGACAUGGAUGGUUUGGAGCGUGAAGACUACAGGGAGCUUCCCUUUAAUGUUGUGUAUGAGAUGUGCUGCCGCAAGCACCGAAAUGGAAACCGCUUCUAUGAUGCUGACGAAUAUGCAAGUGCAGCACGCUGCUAUGCUGCGGCCACCAAAGUUUUGGAGUGGACACAGGAGAAUGCGGACAGCAUGGACCGCCAGCGUGAGCUGCUCUUGAAGCUCUACACCAACCAAGCACAGUGCGCACUGCGGAUGCGUAAUGCAAAACUGGCAGUGGCCAGUGCGCGGCGUGCACUCCAGCUGGACCCCGAUUCUGCCAAGGCGCUGUACCGGUGCGCGGUAGGGCUGCGCAUGCUCGGAGAGUUUGAGGAGGCGGCUAAGCUGCAGCGGCGAGCCUAUGCUCUGAUGCCCAACUCGUUGCCGAUAGAGCGCGAGCUCUGUGCUCUCAACAGAGUCCUCUUCAACCAGAAGCAGGAGGUCGCUCAGCUAUGCCGCGACAUGAUGCGUGCACUGGGGACUGACGGCAGAGCCUGUGAGGAGCGCAAGGCCAACCGGAGGCGCCUGCGCCUGACCACUGAACAGGCUGUGGAGCCACUCACCCGUCACAUGAUCCGCAAGGCAGUCGAGGCACUGGCUGCUGCAGAACCUGGCACCGAGCUACCGUUCGUUGACGACUUCAGCAAGGAGGAACUGGCAUAUGUGCAGAUGCUGUGCGACGACCUGGGUCUCUCCUGUCGUGAAGUUGACGGUGGGCUCAAGGCACACCAGACAGCACUGGUCCGCGACAAUUUCGGAUGCACCUGAAAAGUGCGUCAUGUGCAUUAACACAUCGCUAAUAGAUUGACAUUACAAUGAAGCUGGAAAUACUAAGUGAAAUAAAAGAAGCAAUAGACGUAAACUCUGUGUAGUGUCGGUGCAUAAUUUUAAACUGAUACUGCUCAAACAGUGCAUUGCUCGCUGCUAAACUUUUGAGGUGCAGAACAGCUAGAUUACUUAAGGAAAGGACUUCAAAUGAGUAGCAUGUGGAAAUGUAAUUUUCGUUGUCAAUGUACUGCAGGCAAGAAGAUGAUGAUAGUGGGUCUUGGAAGACACAUGCUCACUCAUCCAUAGCUUUGACUGCCUUUUACGAAAUCUGUUGUGUAGCUUCACUGAGAAGUGGCAGCAGACCAACACUCUCGUUAUAUCAGUUUUUCCUAGGGCCAGAUGCUCCAAUAUCAUGAAACUGUUGAUUUCAAUUGAAUACAACGGACUUUCAUAGCUCAUAUGAAUGGGAAGCACUUGAAAAAUUAACCAUCUCUGAAACAACUUGCACAAAUGGGUAAGCACUACCAGCUAAGUUGAGAUAAAGAUUAACAGCAGACUCUUAGACCUACCACACAGUUAUCAUUUGUAUCUGUGCUUGCCUUGUAAACUUGGAAUAUCAAAAGCUGUUAAAUAUUAAAUCGUUCAUGGAGUUCAAAUCGAAUUGCAGGAACUAUAUUCAAUUUGUGCACAUUCCUAGUUUUUAUAUCCAGGCUUUUGCCAGAGAAUCCAGGCUUCUACACCAGUUGAAGAUCCUGCUCCUCGUAGUGCAGCUUCUCCUUUCCUUGUAUUAGGUAAAAGAGCCAUCUCUUCAAAAAUGUCAAGCAUGUCACACAGUGGCAGGCUUGUAUGUAACUAUUUUGCUCUGUACGUAAAUACUCUGCUCAACUUGCUAUAACUUAAAGGGGUGCUGACAGUAUCUUAAUUUUUUGCAUUGUGUGACAGUUCUGCAACUCAAAACCCUAGAAAAAGUAUGCAGGCCUCAGAAUUCCCUAAAUAUACUAUAACAGCUUUUCUAUGGCCAGGCUCGGUUAGGUGAUGUAUGUGUUGUGACGUCAUAACACAGAUGGUCGUCACGUGAGAGCAGCACGGUGUGACGUUAUGGCACCUGCGCGGCCGCCCAUCAUGCUACUCUAUCGGGCCAUGCAAUGAGUGGCAGCAUUGUGGAUGCCCGAAUGAGCUGGAGUAAUUGCAAAAACGUAACGAUGGCCUGCUUUCAUGUGACCACACCUUCAGCGUCAUGACGUCAGGACACAUAUACAGAUCCUGGGAAAAGGACAUCGAAACUGGCCAUAGAAAAGCUGGUUAUUGUAAAUUAUUUAGGGCACGUGAUGUAACAACAACAGUUGCAAAGUUCAAAUAAAGAUUUUCAUCAAGUAAAAAAAGAA